Sorex araneus (European shrew) is the source of this 2462-nucleotide messenger RNA. RefSeq names its product cysteinyl-tRNA synthetase 1 (gene CARS1). Bases 62 to 2242 code for a protein of 726 amino acids. Gene Ontology annotation, biological process: cysteinyl-tRNA aminoacylation. The record is from RefSeq and is a predicted model, not a curated record. NCBI's taxonomy places the organism in Eukaryota, Metazoa, Chordata, Mammalia, Eulipotyphla, Soricidae. The transcript has 23 exons. Gene Ontology annotation, cellular component: cytoplasm. Gene Ontology annotation, molecular function: cysteine-tRNA ligase activity; ATP binding.
GGACUUCCGGGGCGGCGGUUGCAUCAGAUUCUGGAGCUCUGAAGCCGGCUCGGGCGCUGCGAUGGCGGGUUCCACCGGGGAUCAGGGAAAGGGCCGCCGGGCACAGCCCCAGUGGAGCCCCCCGGCCGGGUCGGAGCCAUGCAAGCUGCGACUGUACAACAGCCUCACGAGGAGCAAGGACGUGUUUGUCCCCCAGCACGGGCGGAAGGUCACGUGGUACAGCUGCGGCCCGACCGUGUAUGAUGCGGCGCACAUGGGCCACGCCAGGUCCUACAUCUCCUUCGACAUCCUGCGGCGGGUGAUGCGCGACUAUUUCGGGUACGACGUCUUCUACUGCAUGAACAUCACGGACAUCGACGACAAGAUCAUCAGGCGGGCCCGCCAGAACCACCUGUUUGAGCAGUACCGGGAGCAGCAGCCCCCCGCGCCCCAGCUCCUGGCCGAUGUCCGUGCGGCCCUGCAGCCGUUCUUGGCCAAGCUCCGCGACACCUCGGACCCGGACAAGAGGCAGAUGCUGGAGCGGCUGCAGCAGGCCGUGGCGCUGGCCACGGAGGCCCUGGACACGGCGCUGCAGGCCCCGCUGGCCGCCGAGGAGACCGCCAGCCGUGCACAGGUGCUCCUGGAGCAGGCCAAGGACCUGCUGUCCGACUGGCUGGACUCCAGGCUGGGCAGCGCCGUGACCGACAACUCCAUCUUCUCCCAGCUGCCCAAGUUCUGGGAGGGCGAGUUCCACAGGGACAUGGCGGCCCUGAACGUGCUCCCCCCGGACGUCCUGACCCGAGUCAGUGAGUAUGUGCCGGAGAUCGUGGACUUCGUCCAGAAGAUCGUGGACAACGGCUACGGCUACGUGUCCAACGGCUCCGUCUACUUCGACACGGCCAAGUUCGCAGCCAGCGAGAAGCACAGCUACGGCAAGCUGGUGCCGGAAGCCGUGGGGGACCAGAAGGCCCUGCAGGAGGGGGAAGGUGACCUGAGCGUGUCCGCCGAGCGCCUGAGUGAGAAGCGUUCCCCCAGUGACUUCGCGCUCUGGAAGGCCUCCAAGCCCGGGGAGCCCGCCUGGCCGUGCCCCUGGGGCAAGGGCCGGCCCGGGUGGCACAUCGAAUGCUCCGCCAUGGCCAGCGCCCUCCUGGGCUCCUCCAUGGACAUCCACGGAGGGGGCUUCGACCUCCGCUUCCCCCACCACGACAACGAGCUGGCGCAGUCAGAGGCCUACUUCGAAAACGACUGCUGGGUGCGGUACUUCCUGCACACGGGCCACCUGACCAUCGCUGGCUGCAAGAUGUCCAAGUCGCUGAAGAACUUCAUCACCAUCCAGGACGCCCUGAAGAAGCACUCAGCCCGGCAGCUCCGCCUGGCCUUCCUCAUGCACUCCUGGAAGGACACGCUGGACUACUCGGACAACACCAUGGACUCGGCGCUUCAGUACGAGAAGUUCAUGAACGAAUUUUUCUUGAAUGUGAAAGACGUCCUCCGCGCCCCUGCUGACCUCGCCGGCCAGUUUGAGAAGUGGGAGGCCGAGGAGGCUGAGCUGAACCGCAGCUUCUUCGACAAGAAGGCGGCGGUCCACGAGGCCCUGUGUGACAAUGUGGACACACGCACGGCGCUGGAGGAGAUGCGGGCGCUGGUGGGCCAGUGCAACCUCUACAUGGCGGCCCGGAAGGCCGCGCGCAGGAGGCCCAGCCGGGCCCUGCUGGAGAGCGUCGCCCUGUACCUCACCCGCAUGCUGAAGAUCUUUGGGGCCAUUGAGGAGGAGAGCUCCCUGGGGUUCCCGGUCGGCGGGGCCGGCACCAGCCUGAACCUCGAGGCCACGGUGAUGCCGUACCUGCAGGUGCUGUCGGAGUUCAGGGAAGGGGUGCGGAGCAUCGCCCGAGAGAAGAAGGUGCUGGAGGUCCUACAGCUCAGUGAUGCCCUGCGAGAUGACAUCCUGCCCGAGCUGGGUGUGCGCUUGGAGGACCAUGAAGGCCUGCCCACGGUGGUCAAGCUGGUGGACAGGGACACCUUGCUGAAGGAGAGAGAAGAGAAGAGGAGGGCUGAGGAGGAGAAGCGGAAGAAGAAAGAGGAGACAGCCAGGAAGAAGCAGGAGCAGGAGGCGGCCAGGCUGGCCCGGAUGAGGGUCCCGCCCAGCGAGAUGUUCCUGCCGGAGAGCGACAAGUACUCCAAGUUCGACGAGAACGUGCUUCUGGUCUGCCCACGCACGACGCGGAGGGCAAAGAGCUCAGCAAGGGGCAGGCCAAGAAGCUGAAGAAGCUCUUCGACACGCAGGAGAAGCUGCACAGGGAGUAUCUGCAGAUGGUCCAGAGCGGGAGCCUCAAGUGAGCGGACCAGGGACGGGCCUGUCAGCCGCCGGCCUCGGCCCCGCGGCCCUCAUCAUGCUCGCGGCCCCGCCGGGUCGGCAGUUCUGUAAAAAUCAUGUUCUGGGGCCGUGCUGGGCCCCGAGACUAAUAAACUCCCGCGACAAGGAC